AUGUGCUGCUGCUCGAAAAAGUACUCCAACACCGCCAAAAAGCUGUGGGCGUUCGGCGGUGUGGUGGCCAUCUUCAUUGCGGCCGCCUUCUUCGGGUUCGGCCUGCCGGCCAUCAUCGAUGCGGUCGCACUGACCGAGUUCCGCAUCAAGGAGGGAGCGCGCGUGUACGAGAACUUCUUCGACGGCGAGGUGCCGAUCUACUUCGACAUCUACGUGUUCGAUUGGACCAACCCGGAGGAGAUCCGCAAUCCGGACGUGCGGCCGAACUUCGUCCAGAAGGGACCGUACGUGUUCUCCGAGCGGCACGAGCGUGGCAUGGUGUCGUUCAACGACAACGAUACGCUCACGUUCAACCAGAAGCGCAUCUGGCACUACGUCCCCGAGCAGUCGAACGGUGACUACUUCAACGAUCGCGUCACGACGCUCAAUCCCAUUCUGGCGACCGUCGGCAAAACGCUGGAAGGCGACCCACUGCUUCCCUUCCUCGAUAACAUCAUUAUGCUCAACAAUCUCGCCACCUUCCUGUACGAGGACGUGCCGGUGCACGAGAUGCUGUUCGAUGGCCAUCCGGAUCUGCUGCUGAGCACGCUGCGCGAUUUACUUGGCGCCCUGCCGCCCGGUACGGUACCGGAUAUCACCCUCCCGCCGUGGGAAGGCUUCGGGUGGUUUGUCGAGCGCAACGAAAGUCUCGAGUACGACGGCACGUUCCAGAUAGGCACGGGUACGGACAACCGGAUCAAUACGGGCGUGAUGCGCCAGUGGAACAACGAGCCGCAGGUGCCCAACUAUCGCGGCGUCUGCGGUCAGGUCCGUGGCUCGGCCGGCGAAGUGUGGCCCCCGAUGGGGCGCAACCUCGGGGAUAACAUCCGCCCGCUCCAUCUGUUCCUCCCGGAUCUGUGCAGUGCCAUCACGCUGCAGCACGAGCGCGAGUUCUCGGUGCACGGACUCGACGGCGAGCUGUGGGUUGGUGAUGCACGCAACUUCGACAACGGCCACACCAUCCCCGAGACGGAAUGUCAGUGUACGGCGCCGGUCGAAGAGUGUCCCGUGUUUCGGCCCGGUGUGAUCGACGUGUCGGAGUGUAAGUUUGGUGCCCCGCUGGUGGUGAGCUAUCCGCACUUCUACCUCGCCCAUCCCAGCUAUCGGAUGGCCGUCGAUGGCAUGAACCCGGAGAAGGGCAAGCACGAGUUCCGCUUUGCGCUGCACCCGUUCUCCGGCAUUCCGAUGACCGUCAACGGUCGCCUCCAGUACAAUAUGCAUCUCAAAGAUUACGGAAUGCAACUGUUCCAAGGUGUGCCAGAUAUAAUCAUUCCGGCGUUCUGGAUCGAACAACGUGUAGUGCUCACGGAGGACAUUGCCGAUGAUCUUAAACUUAUCGAAAACCUCCGGUGGGGUUUCAUCAUCACGGCGUACGUGUUGUGCGGAGUGGGUGCCCUUCUUCUCGGACUGUCCUUAUAUGCCGCCGUUUUUGUGUGGAAAGACUAAUUAAUUCGUAAGCUUGUAUUAACCGUUAGCGGGGUACAUGG
Messenger RNA from Anopheles coustani, 1526 nucleotides. RefSeq names its product protein croquemort-like. The record is from RefSeq and is a predicted model, not a curated record. Gene Ontology annotation, molecular function: scavenger receptor activity. Bases 1 to 1485 code for a protein of 494 amino acids. Gene Ontology annotation, cellular component: cytoplasm; membrane. Lineage: Eukaryota; Metazoa; Arthropoda; Insecta; Diptera; Culicidae. The transcript has 4 exons.